GGGUGCAGAGAGCCAAGGCCCUGUAGCACUCAUUUCUUCUCAGCUGUAUUUGACCUACUACUACUACUACUACUACUACUAUCUGCAAGCAUGUCUAUGUUAAUAAAGAACAUGACUUUCAAGGCUGGGCAAACCCUGACUGUUGUUGGAGUCAUCAAACCUGAUCCCAAACGUUUCGAAGUGAAUAUCGGCCCCAGCGAGGACAGAAUUGCACUUCAUUUCAACCCUCGUUUUAAUUCCUGUGGAGACAUAAAUACAAUUGUCUGCAACUCUUUUGAGGCAGGGAGAUGGUGUGAGGAGAAACAUGAGAGACGCUUCCCUUUCUAUCGAGGACAGGAGUUCAAGGUUGUCAUCAAAUUCACCCUUUCAGAGUUUGUGGUGACUUUACCGUGUCGUUCAACUUUCUGUUUCCCCAAUCGCAUCGGUGCAGAGAAAUACUCUGUCAUGAGCUUUAUUGGGGAUGCUCGCAUUAGAAGCAUUGAGAUCAAGUAAAGCUCCAUCCCGCCUGGAAUUUCUGGAUUGAAAAUCCUGGGUUUUUUUUUGGUUUUUUUUUUCUGUUUGUCUAGCAGAAGGUAAUAAGUAGCUGUAGGUCUUCAGCUUCCUGUAAAUGUGCCAAUCUUGACUCUGAUCACAGAUUGUCAUAUCUUGCACAAAUUUAGUUUGUUGAGAGCAGAUCCAAACAGCUAUGGGCAUAAAGAUGGAUACUCAUAAUCUUUAGCUUUUGUGGAAUCCUACCGUGAGCAGUUUUAAAGUAGUCCAAGUGAUUUGCUUUUUGGAGUUUUUUUGCUUUCAAGAAUCAUAAAUCAUAAAUGUGUUAUCGGGUUUUUCUUUAAGGUGCCUUAAAAUGCUUCACUAUUUGCUUUUCCAAGACAUUUCACUUUUUAAUUCUUACC
This is a messenger RNA of Archocentrus centrarchus (flier cichlid), 893 nucleotides long. Its product is annotated as beta-galactoside-binding lectin-like. Gene Ontology annotation, molecular function: carbohydrate binding; laminin binding; galactoside binding. The record is from RefSeq and is a predicted model, not a curated record. NCBI's taxonomy places the organism in Eukaryota, Metazoa, Chordata, Actinopteri, Cichliformes, Cichlidae. The coding region runs from base 91 to 492 and encodes 133 amino acids. The transcript has 4 exons.